AUGUAUUCAAAAAUCCAGUUAUCAAUGGAACACUUACCAAGACAAAAGGGCUUCGGCUGUCUUUCACUCAAAUUUGGAUGCAUAUUCUCAGGCUUGCUUCUUAUUCUGUACUGCGUCCUAGCACUGGCAAAAUGCGCAGCUCUGCUAGUUUUUAUCCACCAAGGUGACGAUAUUGACCAAGAAGCUAACUAUACUGUGGUCAUAUUUAUCGGCAUUAUUCAUUGCGUGACCAUGCUCUUCACCACUAUGAUGCUAAUUGGAGCCAUUAGAGAGAGACACCAACUGAUGAAGCCUUGGAUCAUAUGGAUGUCGUGUCAGUUGACGGCAGGUCUCCUCUUGUUCCUCUUUUGGACGACUAUGGCUAUGAUUCACCAUUCGCAGACAUCCCUGGUGGUUUACAUCGUCGACUUUAUGUCACUCUUGAUCCGCUUCUACAUGUUGGUGUUAGUCUCCAGUUACGCAAAGGAUCUAGAAGAAGAAUUAGGAAAUGAUCGACUCAAGCGCCUACUGGAAGCAGAUGAACCUAAAUACAGCGCCGUAUAA
Arctia plantaginis is the source of this 543-nucleotide messenger RNA. Lineage: Eukaryota; Metazoa; Arthropoda; Insecta; Lepidoptera; Erebidae. The record is from the annotation of a GenBank genome assembly.